AUGGAGCUUCGCCAGGGUAUUGACUUUGCCACUCGUAAGAUCGCCAAGUUGCUGAAGCCACAGAAAGUGAUUGAGCAAAAUGGGAAUUCUUUUACCAUCCACACAUACAGCAGCCUGAGGAACUACCUUGUUACGUUUACAGUUGGAGAAGAAUUCGAGGAAGAGAAUAAAGGCCUGGAUAACAGAAAAUGCAAGAGCCUGGUCACCUGGGACAGUGACAAACUCACCUGCGUCCAGAAGGGGGAAAAGAAGAACAGAGGCUGGACCCAUUGGAUCGAAGGGGACAAACUCCACCUGGAAAUGUUCUGUGAAGGCCAAGUGUGCAAACAGACUUUCCAGAGAGCCUGA
Molecule: messenger RNA, 348 nt
Organism: Puma concolor (puma)
Lineage: Eukaryota; Metazoa; Chordata; Mammalia; Carnivora; Felidae
Source: RefSeq, a predicted model, not a curated record